UGUGCGUUCGUGUGGCUGGCGUACAUUGGGUUGUGUGUAUGUGUGUGAGUGUGCGUGUGUGAGUGUCUGAAUGCGAGCAAGUUGAUAUUAUUUUUAAUUUUCCCCCAACAUCUUUGAAUUAAGCCGUGGAAGUGGGCCGAGGCUGCGGUGAGUGAGUCGUCCUUCAAGACUUUUCACACACCGCAGCGCAGACUCUUAAUGAAACUCGAAAAAUAUCAAGUUUGCUGCGCACAGCCUCUGAAAACAAGCCACAUCUACGCAGUUUAACGAAUUUCGGUGAAUCAUGUUUUUUUGUGACACUAGCUGAGUUGGAGCUAAGAGUGUGCAGCCGCUCACGGUGUUGUUGUUUUUGUUUUUGUUUUUUUGUGCUUGACAUUUUGAAGUCAAGUGAUAAUCCCGUGUGCCCUCUUUUACAUGUGUGAGGUCGCUAAUGAAGUUGUAACCGUCACGUAAGACACAGUAGUAAAAAAAAAAAAAAAAAAAAAAACGUAAUUCAAGGGGAUAAGCCAUAAGCUACUCAGAAAGCAAAAAUGCUAAAGACGCUGACGAAGAAGCUAAGAAGACAUUCACUCAAUGAGAUUCAUCCUUUUCAACUGAAGAUUUCUUACCAUGGCAGUGGAGAGGGAGGGGAGAGUGAUGACUCAGAGGGGGAGAACCAGGAGCUUGCACAGAUUGACAGAGAGAGACGGAGAAAUUGUGCCCUCACCCCCUUGGCCACCAGCCAGCAGCACAACCAGGGUCCCCUCUCUCCAGCUCGGUUACGGCGCCUCCGCCUCCUUUUAGAUGCCAAUCUGGAUCGUCACUCUUCAGAGGAAGAGCUUGAGCGAAUCAGCUGCGGUGACAACAGGAAGUGGGUGUCUGCACUUCCCCAGCGCCACAGCGAUCACCACAGCAGCGCCUCCAGUGAUGAGGAGGUGCGGGACCUCUGUGGCUGUGGGUCACCGGCUGCCUCUGCCAGGCCACUGGUUGAGCCAGGCGCUUGCCUGGCCGCCUCCCCCAGUCCUGUGCUCUUCAGCUCCAGCCCACCACGUAGCCUAAAGCCACCGUCCAUGCGCUUUCAGCUGCAGGUGGUGCAGCCAGUGGCACGGCCCAUUAUUCUGACCCACUUUGAUCAGGCAGCACCUUACAGAAAGUAUCGGCACAGUUACGGUGGAGAGCCGGGGAGACCCAGUCUGGACCUGGAGAAAAUGCAACAGAAAAUGCUGCUGAAAAAGAACUGCGGAGGGAAAACGCGGACUAUAAAGAUUCGGAAUCUGACAGGAAGUCGUCCUCCGCCCAGGUACACUUACGAUCCCUCCAUUUUCGCCUUCCGCUCCUUGAGCACAGUGCCCCCCUGCAGUCCGCUGACCUCGUGCGAGGAUCCUCCCUGUUCAUAAGGAAAUUCGUCCACUGUCAGAUAAUGCCGCCCCCCCCCCCCCCUCUUCAUUCCCAGACAGCUGCUUUUGUGUGGCUUCUACAGCACGACCAAGGAAUGACUGUUAUGAAACUGACCGCUAGAAAGACAUUUGUUUGAUGGUCGGACUAUUGCACACUCAGGUAAUCCCACCCUGUAAAGCUGUCGCUUUGAUCAUUGUUCUCCAUGUGAAAUCAGCAGGAACCUUUGGAGAAUAAAACGGCCUACACCACAACAUUUCUAAGGAUUCUUCAGGUAUUGCAAACGUAUAGCUGUUUCUAAAAAGAAAUCCAGUGAUUGGAGGAGGAAUGAUCAAGAAUCAAAAUGCGGACUGUGGACCAGAGGUGGUACAAAGGGACAAAGGCCAACCAAUACGAAACUUGACUUUAGUUUUGGGUUGGAUCAGUUUCAAGGGAAAUAAUGUGCAUGUAAGACAAUCAAAUGGUUCCAAGGUUUCUUCCUUUGACGUGAUUACCAGACAUCUUAUAUACUAAACAUGGCGAGGUGAGUCAUCUGAUAUCUUGUUAUUGUUGAGAUGAACAUAGACAGUGGUCACAUUUGUCUGUCUGAAAAACUACUUUGUUGGAUGUGUUAUUGAAUAUGCAGGUCAUGACGAGCUAUAACAAACAUGUAUGACUGUAGUUGAAUAGUAGACCUUUGAUGAUGUACGUUUCUUAAUGACUUUGUCACUUUUAGUCCAGGUCAGAGUUCAGUUGUAUCCUCUUUCCUUGCAUGAAUUCCACUGUUUUGCAGAAAGAGAGGUAUAUAUGGAAAUAAGGAAGUAUGAGAAUAGUUUGCUGCACAUUUGGCAAGUGUAAUUGGUGCUGUGUUAUGCAUAGCCUACUUGUAGUGUGCCAUUCCCCGCCCCCCCCCCCCCCCCUCCCAAUAUUUUACCUCAUUACUUUCUAGGUAGAAGAGGACCACUGGUACAUCUAAGACAGCCCAGUGUUUUCUAAAGAUCUCUUAAUGCCUUGAAAUCACAUUCCUGUUGUAUCGAAUGAAACUUGAGGUAGUUCUCAGCUCUUGAACUGAACUGAUUAAUCGAUUAAACACAAUGUCACCACUGUAACUAAAAAUUUCGCCGAAGUGAAUGUAACAUUGUGACAUGUUUUCGUCCAUUGUUGCACAAAAUGAAUCAAUAAAUGCCCUGUGGC
Molecule: messenger RNA, 2547 nt
Organism: Toxotes jaculatrix (banded archerfish)
Lineage: Eukaryota; Metazoa; Chordata; Actinopteri; Toxotidae
Exons: 5
Coding region: 531-1376 (281 amino acids)
Source: RefSeq, a predicted model, not a curated record